Messenger RNA from Biomphalaria glabrata, 5157 nucleotides. RefSeq lists its product as uncharacterized. Bases 242 to 1612 code for a protein of 456 amino acids. The record is from RefSeq and is a predicted model, not a curated record. The transcript is spliced from 10 exons. NCBI's taxonomy places the organism in Eukaryota, Metazoa, Mollusca, Gastropoda, Planorbidae.
UUAUCUCCCUUGGUUGAAUUAAACGACUACGAAAGGUUCGGAAUUUUCAUCACUUAGUACUGGAAAGUCCCUAAAAUCGGUAAUUUCUGAUACGUGAGCUAUACAAUCUACAAAGAAUUCUUUAAGACCAAAUUCAGCACCUAAAAGGGCUUCGUCAAUGGCAAUAGGUUGACAAACACUUUAAAACUAUUGUCAAGUCAUACAUUUUCAAAAAGAUAACUUUCAAACAGUCUAUGUAUCAAUGUUGCGGUUGUUCUACAAUCUCUAUAUAUUAGCUAUUUUUGUGAAUACUGAAGAAGCAUCUACCAACAUCACAUUAGAAUGUGUAAGUAGACCUAAGUGCGGGAAUGUUCUCAUUGACAAGGUGGACAAGUUUGAUUGUAUCGCCCACAUCAAUGCUGAUAUAACUGAUAUGACUCGAUAUAUAGGCCUUUUCUAUAUGCCAUUCAUAAAAAAUGAUCCACUGUGUGAAUAUAGUUUCAAAAUUGGAUGCAAAACCAGUCCACCUUGUUAUUGUUUUGAAAAAAAUGUAUUUUUUUGGAAUCUUACUGCCGAUGUUACACAGAGUGAAAUGCAAAUAAGAGCAGAAUUAUUUAAUGAUUUUACGCUGGAGAAGAUAACUUCCAACACUAUCACCGGACCACGCAUUAUAAAAGAUCCAGCUAAAGAAUCUCUCCUGCUCAUCCUCAAUAAAAAGGCUGUGGAAAACAAUGAUACAGUUCUAAUUCCAAACAAUGUUGACAAAUUACCAUUGAGUUUGUUGCCUCCAGAACCGGAAGUUUUGAGUCUGCAUUAUACUGUUGAGGAUCAAAUCUUGGAAAGCGGCAGGGAAAUCAAACUGAAACCAGAGAAAGUUAAUAUCAAAAUAAAGAAGUGUGAUGAAGAGCUGAGAAGUUACAACUUGAAUUUUCUAUACUAUGGCGAUGACGUGAAGCAAACUCCUAUAUUUCCUGAAAGUUCUACAAAACCAACUGCAAAAGAUGCUGAUGAAUCAUGCAACUGUAGCAGUAUUGUCUGGAUUGUUUUAUUUGCCAUAGUCAGUGUUAUAGCAUUGGGACUUCUGAUAUUGAUCAUAAUUUUUACACCAGUAGUGGAUGCUAGAUAUCAGGGGCUUAUAAAGACUUUUGAAGAGCUUAAGAAGAACCAUCGGAAGUUGAUUCAAGACUACCAGGAUAUUUAUGCUCACAGAGACGUACCGGAAAUGACAAAUAAGAAGCUUAGGAAUGAUAAUCAUGACCUUGAAACGACAAAUCAUUACCUUGAAAAGAAGAAUAAUGAACUUGUUUUAAGGAAUCAUAUUUUGUUUUUGACAAAGUGGAAUCUAGAGCUGGAAAAGAGGAGAUGUAUUAUAAAGAGAAAACAGGAGCUUGAAAAGAGAAAUAAUGAAAUAAAAAAAUGUAAUCAGGAUCUUGAAAAAAGGAUAAAAGAAAUGAAAAAUAUGAAUCCGAAUCAGGAUCAUAAACAGUGGAUACAGGAUCUUGAAAAGAGGAAUGAAUAUCUAAAAGAUGAUAAUAAGGAUCUUGUAGAUGGGAAUAAUGAGCUUGAAACUAUAAUAAAAAAGCUAGCAAAUGAAAUGGGUGAUCCAAAAUCAGAACAAUCGGUUUUAAUUUGAGAUUUCACAAUCACCCUUGCUGAUUGAGGAUUCACAAUCACCCUUGCCAAUUGAGGAUUCACAAUUACCCUUGCCGAUUGAGGAUUCACAAUCACCCCUUGCCAAUUGAGGAUUCACAAUAAGCUUUUAUUAAGCUGUUGAUUGAAGUUGUUUUUUGUUGUUUUUUUGACAGUCAUAGUAUAUGCUUAAAGUAAAGCUGGCGAUAGAAUUGUGUUUUUUCUUGAAUUCAGCAUUUCAUUGGGCUGUCUUUCUGUAUCUGAAUGUGUCUUUUCCACUAUUGCUGCUUUUGUUUUCUAAUAUUUUUUUCCGGAGUACCAGUUAAUAUCAAGUUUUUUAGCUGCCAAUCCUUUUUCUUGAACUAACACUAACUGUGCGUUUUGAGAUGAAAUAAUCUGCAUUACUAACUAAGAUUUUGUUUUGGUUGAUACACUCUAGAUAUUGCAUGUUUAACAGUCAGUAUUGUAAUACACACAUUAUGAAAUGAUUUAUCUUUUUUAAAGUAUGUCUUUUUUUUGGGGGGGGGGCCUGGGGGUAUAAAUGCAUGUAUAUAUAUAUAUAUAUAUGUAGUGUGUACCGAUAUAUGUAAUUAUAACCACCAUAUAUCUAAUGCAAUAUCUAUUUAAGAAGCUUGGAUUUUUUAUUUUCAAUUUAGGCCUACUCAGACUUUUUAAAAAAUCUCUGUUGCUUUUUUUUUUUAAAUUAUCAAUUAAACUAUGAAACUAUCAGGCAUGAUCCAAGAAAGUUUUCAUAAUAAUUAACCUGCAGUUGCAAUAAUGUAUAUGUUCAUAUUAAUCACUUGAAGUUGUCAAAAUGAAAUUAGUAAUCGAAACAUUAAUCUACACACAUCUAGGCCUAGGAAAAUCUCCUGUCACCUCUGCGCCUCCGUGGAAAUGUCUGCCUGGGAAAAGUGGAAAGGCUAAGAACGAGAGCAAAUAGGGCCUCCAGUGAGCUACCACAGUCAUAUUCUAGCAAGUGUACUUGCAUGUGGUGAGGAUGUGAGAAAGGCUUGCUAACCAGUCCGCAUCCAUUGCACCAUUCUCCAGUGGAGAUUAUACGGAGAGCAAUGGUAAAUUAUAGGAAUAUGAAGUGUCCCCUCGUGGGCUCUGCCUCCGGCCUUGCAUGGGUCGGGAGAACCCAUUGCAUUGGCUUAAGGUACCCUGACUCAUGAACAAACGGAUGCUAUUAAAUCUAGUUGAUGGGGGCCUACAGAGAGAAGGGUUGGUGAAGAGCCAAUUCCUUAUCCUGGCCAUGGUCAAAGGUCCUUAAAAGGGAUUUAUCUUGAACCUUUUUGGACAUCUCAACACACAUGCAAUAGUUAUGUCAUCUUUUUUACUUUGGUAUACUUUAUCUUUAAGAGUUUCUCCCUCGAAAGGUAAAUUGUAAUAAAAGAACAUUUGUUUACUGAUUUCACAUUGUAACUAACAGAUUAUACAUUGUAAAAGUAUUAUUAAUUUAACCUUUCAGCUCAUAAUGAACAUUUUGAUCCUUACUUUUAAUUUUCUGUGACUUAUUUAAACUCAAUUUUGGAAUUAGCAUGUCUAUUAGAAUGAAAAAAAGGCUCUUUGCCAAAUUUAACUUUGAAAUGGCUUGAGGAAAAUUUUGAUCUUAACAAAGCUUAGGAAGUUUUAGAGACUAAUAGGUAAAAACUUUUGAGCAAUUUUAAAUGUUUCUGAUAUCUUGAUAAUUAAAGUUAAGAAAGGAAAACUAUGGUAUUAUAUAUAAAUAUAUAUUUUUUUUUUUUCAAGAGGCACGCUUUAACAAGUGAAGUGGCUCUUUCUAGCGACUAAAAGACUAAAGUUGUUUUUUUAAGCAGUCUAGUUUUUUUAUAGUUAGGGUGAGGGAUAUCUUAGCCUAUUAUCUUGGCUAGAAUUACUAAGAUUUAAGCAAAAUAUACACCAAUUUUCUGAAAAUCUUGAACAAUUUAAUUAGGGUGUAAGAAGGGCUAACAACACAGACUAUCAAACCCAGAGCAAUAGAACGUUGUUUUCAUUCAAAAAAAUAAUAAUUAACAUAGAAACAUUUCAUUUCAUAUUGUAAAUAUUUAUAUUUUUUAAACUUUUUACUGAUUCAUGUGUAGAAGCUUAUCAAACUAAUAACUAAGUCAGCUUUAUGCUAUUUGUAAACCUAUUGUCAGUAUUGUUUAGUUCUUAAUGAUUCUUCAGCAAUUUUUUUUUUUUGAGGCUGUAAUUAUAAAAGAUUUUGUUUUGUAAUUAAUACAUUGUUGUGAAAAAAAAAAGUCAAUAUCCUUUUAUGCAAAUAUUGUCAAAGUCUUGUUUUGCCCAGUGUUCAAAUUAUGUUGUGUGUAAAUGUUGACUUGGACAUUAAACAAUCUGGUAUAUAAUAAUUUUUUGUUUCAUUUUUUUUUAUUUGUUUUGUUUUGGAGGGAUAUCUUGAAAAAUUCAUGAUGUGCAUUAAAUAUUGUUAUAUACAAAACACAUUGUCUCUUAUUAUGUUUUUUUUUUUUCUCUUUUGUUGGCUUAUGUUUCUUAAGAAUUUUUUUUUUUCAUAUGUGAUUUAAUAAAGAGUAUGUCCAGGCAGAUUUUUUAAAAUUGAAACCCACAUUGCUCCUUUGAAGUCUUUAGUGAAAAUACAUUCAAAUGAUGUUAGAUUACAUUUAAACUCAUUAAUAUUUUCAAAAGGUGACCCCUUUGGAGGCCGCACUGUCUAUACUUCCCCAAUUUCGACACUGUUUACUUAUAUUCCUAUAUAUAUAUAUAUGUAUAUAUAUAUAUAUAUAUUUAUUUAUAUAUUUUAAUUGUUACACUUAUUUCAAGAAAUGUAUUUAAAAUAAUUAAUAAUUGUUGUCAUGCUUAUGCUAUGCUUUUUACUUUUUUAAGGUGACCAGAUUUUUUGGGACCCAAAGCGGGACACAUCUCGGGGCGUAAAAAGAACAGGCUUGGAUUUUUAUUGCAAUAUUUUAACAACUUAGACGUUAGUACAAUAUAUCAUGUACACACAGACACACAAUAAUUUAAACAGCUGGCUUUCUGAAACGUUUUCUAAGAUACGGUAUAGCAUCUUUCUGUGCGAACUAUCUGAAAGCGUUAAUCUCAUAUGCCGUUUCUCUCUGUUAAAUAUCCGGUACAAGGCAUAAUUUUCGUAUAAGUUUAUGAUUGUCACUGCUACAUCACUUUUUCUAACCAACUCGCGUCAUCCAUGCGUAGGCCUACUUCGUUGAGGAGGAACCUUUUCAUGUUUCCAUGCUUUUUUCGUGCAUUUCUGAACCAUUAAGUUAAUACUUCAAGAGCACUGACAUUCUGUACCUGCAUGGAAAACUGUAUGAUAAAUACCUUUAGCGGCUGCAAAUUGAUUAAUUAUAAGAAUAUUUAAAUGUUUGAGAAGUAGACUACCCUGAUGUAGGCUUACUGAGAGCUACCAGUUGAAAAUUACGAUCUACAUUUAGAAGUUUAGUCCAAAGCGAGACUGUCACGCCUAAGUCGAUACGUCUGGUCACCUUACUUUGUUUAAUAACUUAAUCGAUUUUCUUUUUUAUUAUCAUUUUGUUUAACAAUUGUAAAAAGAAUUAAAUGCCAAGAAAAAAUCAA